GUCUCGACCUCCACCGGGCCUGUUCAGCUCAAUGGAAAUGAGGCUGCCCAGAUGAAGAAAGCGACCCUGGCACCGAAACAUGUUUCUUUCGAUCCCUCCAAGCACCUCGCCCAUACUCCCCCUUCAAAGGUGCACACUAUGAAAGAGCUCGGCUAUCCUGACAGUCGUGGCGUUUCGCCGAUUGGUGUCUCCGAGCCCUUCCCGCUCUUCUCGGCUGAGGCCAUCCAGCUCAUGCGCGAAGAGGUUUUGAGUGAUGAAGUGUUUUCUAAGCACAAAUAUUCGAGUAACAUCGCCCAGUGUCAGUUGCGGGGAUAUGCCGCUGAGUGCGCACCCUUUGUCUAUGACGCCUGGAAAAGCCCCGAGACACUGGCUAUCAUCUCUAAGAUUGCAGGUGUUGAGCUCGUCCCUGCCAUGGAUUUCGAGAUCGGUCACGUGAAUGUCUCCACGAAUAGCGAGGAGGAGAAGAACAAAGCCCUCAAGGAAGAUGAAAACCCCAUUGUGGACUGGCAUACGGACAGUUAUCCUUUCGUCUGUGUGACCAUGCUUUCCGACUGCAAGGACAUGGUCGGCGGAGAAACAGCCCUUAGGAAGGGCAACGGCGAGGUCGUGAAGGUUAGAGGUCCACAGAUGGGCUCCGCGGUGAUUCUUCAGGGACGAUACAUUGAACACCAAGCUCUCCGUGCGCUGGGAACGACUGAACGGAUCUCCAUGGUGACGUCGUUCCGACCUCGUGCUUCGGCCACCAAGGACGACACUGUUCUAACCACUGUCCGUCCCAUCUCAGAUCUGGGCGGGCUUUAUCAUGGAUUCGCUGAAUACCGCUUCGAGAUCCUUGAAGAUCGUCUUCGCGCAGCCAACAAACUCAUGCGGGACCGAGAGCGAUCUAAACGGCCUUUCGAUACUCUUGCUAUGAAACGAUUCAUCCGCGAGCAGAUCGAAUUCUUGGAGCAUAUGGACAAGGAAAUCGUGGACGACGAUAAAGUUAUCAAGGGCCUUCUCGAUGACAGCCACCUGAUCUCCGAGGAUCUCAAGCUGCAGCAAUCCAGGAAGCGUGCCUUUGCUGCUGUGGACUAGACCGGUCUUCGGGUGCAAUGCCACGGCUGGUGAUGCCUCGCCAUUUCUCUUCUUCCCCUUCAUCUUCUCAAAAAUCAAGUCCGGCUGGUCUCGAGAUGUUAUUCUUAGGUAAUUUUUUUUAGUCUUUCUUAGGGGUUUCCCGCUUAUGGCUUCGGUGUCGCGCUGGGUGCUGGGUGCUAUUGGACUUGCGCGUGACAAAUGACAAUGGUUGCAACUGGGCCACUGGGAUCUGAUGAAUUUCUUUUGUUGAUCAAGCAUGCCGAUGUUUUGUUGCACGGGAAUUGUUCAGCUCGUAGCUUUACUGGGCUUGAAUGAUUCAGCGAUAUAGCAUUGGAAGAUCGUUUAAUUUCCUUGAUAUCGUGCAGUAGGAUGUCAGGUUGAAACAAAGUUUCAU
Molecule: messenger RNA, 1468 nt
Organism: Aspergillus sclerotioniger CBS 115572
Lineage: Eukaryota; Fungi; Ascomycota; Eurotiomycetes; Eurotiales; Aspergillaceae
Exons: 4
Coding region: 52-1074 (340 amino acids)
Source: RefSeq, a predicted model, not a curated record